AUGUUUUUAAUAUUAUUUGCUUUAAUAUUAUAUUCAAAUGAAAUCAAAGAAACAUCAUCAUUAACAUAUUUGUUAACAUCUUAUUCAAUCGACUAUUUAAAUGAAAUCUUAAAUGACAUGAAGUUUCUUUCAUCAAUAGAAACAGAAAACUUUGAUUUUCAUGAAAGUGCAUGUCGAAUUAAAAAAAUUGAUGAUUUUUAUCAUCGAAUUAAAUUUGAUUAUAUUAAAAUAAUUAAUUUUAAUCCAUUUAUAAUGAAAAAAGUUCAUUAUAGAAUAAAUAGUAAUUAUAUUCUUGUUUCAAUUUUUAUUGAAAAUAUUAUGAAUAAUAAAACAAAAAAUAAAUGUUUUCAUAUUAAAAAGAUUUCUCAAUUCUAUUGUAAUAUUAAUUUUAAUUUUAGUCAUAAUCAAAUUCUGUUAUUUAAUAAUAAAUGUUUUAUUUUACCAGAUAGUUAUUGUACAAGAUAUCUUUUAGAAUUUAUUAUUUUAAAUCAAGAAGAUAAGUUUAUUGAUUAUUUAAAUGUAAAUUUUAACAAUUAUACUCGAUGUCAAUUAAAAAAUGCUACAUUGAUUUCAACUAGAAAAAAAUACAAAUUAACAACAAGUAUGUUAUUGUAG
Molecule: messenger RNA, 615 nt
Organism: Rotaria socialis
Lineage: Eukaryota; Metazoa; Rotifera; Eurotatoria; Philodinida; Philodinidae
Source: the annotation of a GenBank genome assembly